This is a messenger RNA of Strongylocentrotus purpuratus (purple sea urchin), 2259 nucleotides long. RefSeq names its product Golgi phosphoprotein 3 (gene golph3). Gene Ontology annotation, biological process: Golgi to plasma membrane protein transport; retrograde vesicle-mediated transport, Golgi to endoplasmic reticulum; Golgi organization. NCBI's taxonomy places the organism in Eukaryota, Metazoa, Echinodermata, Echinoidea, Camarodonta, Strongylocentrotidae. The record is from RefSeq and is a predicted model, not a curated record. The coding region runs from base 145 to 1017 and encodes 290 amino acids. Gene Ontology annotation, cellular component: trans-Golgi network; Golgi cisterna; cytosol. The transcript has 4 exons. Gene Ontology annotation, molecular function: phosphatidylinositol-4-phosphate binding.
CAGUGAUUUGACGUCAUUAUCCAUAGACGUAGCCAUUUUGGAAAGCUAGCCUGUGGCUGUGUUGUUUUCCCACGAAAAGCAGAAUCAUUUAACUAUUAUUUGUUCAAAGAUAAGUCACUGUGUUAAAAUAUUUGACAUUCUAUCAUGAGUUCCUUGACGCAAAGAGGUAGCACUCUAGUUCAAAGGCAUCAAGCUACUUCAGCGAAAGGAGCUGAAGGGGGAAAAGCAAGUAAUGAAGCGGACGAAGACACGUAUCAUCACGAAGAAGAGGAUGAUGGCGAGUCAAAGGAAACGAGACUAACGCUGAUGGAAGAAGUUUUAUUAUUGGGUCUAAAAGAUAGAGAGGGUUACACAUCAUUCUGGAAUGACUGUAUAUCAUCAGGUUUAAGGGGGUGUAUGCUAAUAGAACUGGGGUUGCGAGGGAGAGUAGAACUAGAAAAGACUGGUAUGAGGAGGCGCAGCCUACUCAAUAGGAAAGUUAUACUGCUCAAUGAUGCUCCAACCGGUGAUGUCCUACUAGACGAGGCACUCAAACUUAUAAAAGAAACAGAUCAACCAGAGACAGUGCCCACCUGGAUUGAACUCCUUAGUGGGGAAACAUGGAAUCCAAUGAAACUCCGAUACCAGCUGCGAAAUGUCAGAGAACGACUGGCCAAGAAUCUGGUGGACAAAGGUGUGCUGACCACAGAGAAACAAAACUUUGUUCUCUUUGACAUGACCACGCAUCCUGUAACAGACACUACAAUCAAGCAGCGCAUCAUCAAGAAAGUCCAGGAGUCAGUGUUGAACCGGUGGCCUAACGACCCUGCCAGGUUCGAGAGACGAAUGCUUUCCUUACUAUACCUUGCUCAUUCUUCAGACGUCCUGGAAAAUGCUUUUGCUCCAUUAUCAGAUGAGGAUUAUGAGGUGGCCACAGGGAGAGUGAGGACCUUGCUGGACUCCGACCCAGAGGUACAAAGUCAGAAGCCAGGAUGUAACGACCUAAUGUGGGCUGUCAUAGCAGCUUUCAUUAAGUGAUCAGGUGCCUUCCUCUAUUCACACCAUGAACUAACUUGUAUUAGCUGAAGUGACAGACAGACCCACUACUUUCUUCAACUCCAUUCAGCGAGCAUGGAUGACUUCAUUCAAUGACUACAGUCCAAAUGCCUUCCUUUGUAGUUUGUGCUCACUGUACACUGAGCUGGAGUGAGUGACAGACUCCUUCUUCAUUCACCGCUACACAGAUGAAGCAGACAUGGACACCAGCUAAAUGAAUAUGAUGUUUUUGAAGAAAACAUAAGAUUUGUGACCCAGUUAUCAUUCUUCUUGAGUGGAUGCAGUCCAGGAGAACAUCCGAUUUGGUCAUGUUCUUUACCAAGUGGUCUAGAGAGAUACGUGCUAGAGAGAUGACCAAACAGCUCUAAAUAUUUAGCAGCCACAUGUCCUCUUCGGAUUCAAGCAUUGUCUCAAAGCAAGGUCGGAUACAUGUGCUUAGGCUUUAUGAAAAAUGUUGUGUUUCAGACUUCCUUACCAAACAUCUGUGUUUUUAGGUUCCUUUAUUGUUAUUAUUUGGUAUAAACUAAACAUUCUAAUGACAGAAGUGUAUUUUAGGUAUUGGCAAUUAAAUGCACGCGAAUCCUAUAGGCUUCCAAUUACUGAAAAAAAGGGGAGAGCGAAAGAGUAACCUCAACUGCAGAUGUGAAUGACUUGUUACAACUCAUUUACAAAUAAAAUCAAAAGAAAUUGAAUCGCAUUGGUUUAUUAAUAACAUUUCAUUGCGGCCAUAGGCAGACCAACUUGCGAAAUUCAUUUAUAGGGUAAAAUAUUUACAUGUUCUAUCAUGAUAGUCAUAAAAAUAGGUUUCAGUUUUUUUGAUGUACUAAACUUCAGAAUAAUGAAUCUUAAAUCAAUCUACCAAAUGUUCAGAAUAAAAACGAUUAUUUCAUUAUUGACGUAUGGAAUAUCGGGAUAUGAGAAAUCUGUUUCUCCAAAAUUAUGAACUUUGGAAAAUGACAAUCGCCUCAUGUUUUUUAAGCCUCUAUCUCGUGGCAUUGAGCAAUUUUUGACAUGUACAGAUAUCUUUAACUUAUAUUAAUCUUUUUUGUUUUUACUUCCAUUGUGUGCCCAAAAUUUAGUUUAAUACCCAGCACACAGAAAAUAUAUAAUUUUACUAUAAUUUUAUUUUGAAGUAGUAGACCAUUCCCUGUGAGAAGCGAAAGCCAAUGAAUCAUUAUGAUGUGGUAGCGACUGAGCAGAGCUUCAAAGUGUAUCAAUCACCUG